Drosophila grimshawi is the source of this 919-nucleotide messenger RNA. RefSeq names its product 40S ribosomal protein S8 (gene RpS8). The coding region runs from base 62 to 688 and encodes 208 amino acids. NCBI's taxonomy places the organism in Eukaryota, Metazoa, Arthropoda, Insecta, Diptera, Drosophilidae. Gene Ontology annotation, cellular component: cytosolic small ribosomal subunit; ribosome. Gene Ontology annotation, molecular function: structural constituent of ribosome. The transcript is spliced from 4 exons. The record is from RefSeq and is a predicted model, not a curated record. Gene Ontology annotation, biological process: maturation of SSU-rRNA from tricistronic rRNA transcript (SSU-rRNA, 5.8S rRNA, LSU-rRNA); translation.
AAAAACUUUUGACACGAGGUUGUGCGUGUCUUUUCCUUUCUUUCUCGCUUUUUACUCGAACAUGGGUAUUAGCCGUGAUAGUUCACAUAAGCGUCGCGCCACUGGUGGCAAGCGCAAGUCGCUUCGCAAGAAGCGCAAGUUCGAGUUGGGUCGUCCCGCUGCCAACACCAAGCUUGGAGGUGCACGCGUUCACUCUGUACGCACCCGAGGUGGCAACACCAAAUUGCGCGCUCUGCGCCUGGAAACCGGCAAUUUUGCAUGGGCUUCAGAGGGUGUUGCACGCAAAACGCGUAUCGCCGAUGUUGUCUAUAAUGCCUCCAAUAACGAGUUGGUGCGCACCAAGACGCUGGUGAAGAACAGCAUCGUGGUCAUUGAUGCGACGCCAUUCCGUCAGUGGUACGAGGCGCAUUAUGUGCUGCCGCUGGGACGCAAACGUAAUCCGAAGCACGCCCAGAAGGAGGAUGAGAACGAUGUGCUGACCAAGAAGCGCAGCGAGAAGGUCAUGAAGAAGUAUCUCGAGCGCCAAAAGUUCGGCAAGGUCGAGCAGGCCUUGGAGGAUCAGUUCACUUCCGGUCGCAUCUUGGCUUGCAUUUCAUCCCGCCCUGGUCAAUGCGGUCGCUCCGAUGGCUACAUUCUGGAGGGCAAGGAAUUGGAAUUCUACCUUAAGAAGAUCAAGUCUAAGAAAUAAACUAGAUAAGACAUCCUGCUGCGAACCAACAAACAACUGAUUUGCAGAAAAAAAAACAAAACAAAUAAAACGGCUUGGUUUUUUAUAAGAAGAAACAUUACACAUUUUACUUCAGUCGUUUUGUGUGUGUUUGUGUUGUGUGCGUGUCGUCCUGCAAAUAACUAUGUUAAAUAGUUAAUGAUGGAUCUUUAAUUGGUAUUAAAGUGGAAUUCAUAAAUUGAUUUAAAUUAA